UUUGUAAUUACUAUUAGGUUAUAUAAUGAUUGAUAUGUAACACUGGUUUACAUAGUUCAUGAACAGAUAGGGUUCUAUUGCAGGUACAAACAAGGCCACACAUUCAGAAUUUCUGUUUCCUUCAUACGUCAUAUGUUGACAGACAGGUAAUUUUUAGGAAGUCGUUCCUUUUAUUUAAACAUAGGUGUUUGCGUGAUGUCAGGGACUUCCUUUAUUAACAACAUCAAUAUCAUCCCGAGGGUUUCGGUACUUUGCAUAUAAUGAUAAAUAUGUCUGAUUUUCCAGAUAAAACACUAGGGUAUGAUGUUUCGCUUAGUGGGAACGCAGUGCGCUCACACCCAUUAGAAAUGCAUCUCAACAUCGGAACAAUAAAUACAGUAGUGACUUUAUCUAGACCAGAUGGAUUUCAGGCUGGAAUCUGUUUAGCACCGAUUGGUGGAGUAAGUGGAGGAUGUACUACAGGUUUAACACAGGAUUUAACAACUGGAAUAACUACAUACAAUAUAACAUCUGUAUCACGGACCACAGAUCAAGGUGUUUGGACAAGUACACAUGGGAGUGACACUGGAAGUAUUAAUAUCACGGUUUUAACCAUUCCUACAGUAAACGUAAGCGAAUCAGUAUCUUCUAUGACAUUAUCGUCCGGUACCAUUAAUACCCAACGUUUGAACAUCAGAGUGACGUGUGCAUAUUCAGCAGUCUCACUUGGCUUGUCAUUUGUGCCAACUGGAGGAGGCACUGCAAUCGAUGCCCCAUCAUCAACAUCAACAUGUACCUCUACUGGUAACACAGGGUGUACUGACACAGAUGCCAACAGUUACACCUGUGACAUUACACCACAACAUGAGGCAACUCUGUCACCUGGUACAACAUACUACAUACAAGUAGCAAUAAAUCUGGACGGGCAGUACCAAUCUCUAGGACUAAACUCUAUCAUCACCGAUACAGAUAUAAUAGUGCCAGAUUACACGACCUUACCCUAACCUAACAGGUGUAAUUCUAAAAUGGGUCCAUUAUGAAACGAGCAUUACUCCAGAAUCUAACACCGUAAAUAAAUGUUAUGAGGAUGACAGUGAAGUGUUUACAUAUAUUGAGUGUAGCAAUCUGCUACGAACGAAACAUAUCCAUAUAGCGUCCGUCGGUAUAAUUUAAAACCGUAAGACAUUGUAAUCAUAAAAUGUAAUAACGGUGCAGCUGUAAUGUCCUCAAAAUUCAACUGUGAACUUUAUUCAGCAGAAGUCUUAUGGAUCAAUCUCUCUGGAAAGAAAAUAUUCACCAAACACCGACGAAAAGUCUCCACCACAACGACCGAGUAAUGAUAAAAGCUGCAAGUUGAGGGGACGGGUAUUUGAGUUGGCAAGUUAUCCAUGCAUUUGGACCAAACUAUUCAAGGCCACCUUAUACAAAAAUAAUCCCAAAUGAUUAUAAUACCUUUAAUCAACAAACUGCAUGAAUAAAACAAUCAUUAUAUUCA
Messenger RNA from Pecten maximus, 1474 nucleotides. RefSeq lists its product as uncharacterized. Lineage: Eukaryota; Metazoa; Mollusca; Bivalvia; Pectinida; Pectinidae. The coding region runs from base 261 to 983 and encodes 240 amino acids. The transcript has 3 exons. The record is from RefSeq and is a predicted model, not a curated record.